GGAAAUAAAAAGAAAAAGAAAAAGAAAGAAAAGUAAAAAGAAAGAAAAAACUAUAAGAAAUUUAAUUCUUUUGAUUUUGUUACAUAUUGUUUCUCAAAAAAAAGAAAAAAAGAAAAAAGAAACAAAACAUACACACAUACCAUGUCAAUUUUUCGAUUAUUAUGUUUUUUAAUUACAAUUAUACUGGCAAUUUGUACAUUAGGGGUUGGUUUAAUUUUAUCACCAUAUUGGAAAGAUAAUGAAGAACCACCAAGAGAAGCUAAAAUUCAUUUAUCAUUAAGUUUAAUAUCGAUACUUUUUCUUGGUGCAUCAGGUCUUUUAAUUCUUGUCUCUAUUGUAUCUGGACCAGGUAGAACAAAGAAAAUAAUUAUUAUUACAAUGAUAUUACUUAUUUUAACUAUUGGCUUUCUCUGUGCAUCAAUUGUAUACAUGUUUACUCAAGUGAAUCAUUCUUUUGCAUUUUGGAUAUUUGCAUCAUUAUGGAUAAGUGUUACAUGUAUACCAUUUGGUUUAUGUAUUCUUUAUACAAAACCAAUUCAAAUGGAUCGUCUUUAAUUGAUUAAUUCUAUAAUGUUUAUUGAUUAUCAAUGAUAAUAAUGAUAUGUUCAUAUGGAAGUUUUAAUUUCAUAGUAAAUCAAAGCCAAGAAAAGAUU
Molecule: messenger RNA, 653 nt
Organism: Schistosoma curassoni
Lineage: Eukaryota; Metazoa; Platyhelminthes; Trematoda; Strigeidida; Schistosomatidae
Source: the annotation of a GenBank genome assembly